UCACCACCUCCUCUGCCUCUUUCCUCCCUCCCCGGGUUUUCUUUUGGAGCAAAUCAGGAGGGAAGCCACAGCAGUACCGGCCUGGGUGGGAGACUGAAGCAGAUUCCCUGGAAAGUGUUAAGAGUCUUGGACGUUUAACCUGGGAGUUAAUACAGCUGGGAUACUCUGAGGAUCUCCUGUCACCAUGGGGGACGUGGUUUCCUCUCACCUGGAUGAGGGCAGACGGGAGAUGAUUACAGCUCGGACCAGAGAUGUGAUGGAACAGUUUGGCGAUCUGUACGAGAAGCAGUACGCCGUCGCUCUCUUCAACGUCGUUCGCGUUGAGAUAGAAGGAGGCGGCGGGACGCAGUCGCAGCUGCUGCACAGAAAGGAUCCUCUGGCAGGUCAUAGCAUCUUCUCUGGGAGUUUGUUCCAAUACCUGGAGGAGAACCGGAAGUGGAGGAACCGUUUUGUGUCCGUGCCGAAGAGCUACAACGUCGAGCUCUUCGAGAGCAAAACGGCCCAUGACCGCGGGCUGCAUCCGAAGGUUUCCAUUAACUGUGCCGGGUACAAGGCCCUGACCUCCAUGGAGGAGUACAUGGAGCUGGUCAACGACAGCCUGCCAGGCAUCAAAGCCAAAACAACCAACGCUCCCUUCAUCAAGUGUGCGACCCAGUUCCCCCUGAUCCUGUGGCAUCCGUACGCUCGCCACUACUACUUCUGCGUGAUGACGGAGAAGGAGCAGAACAAGUGGCACGCCGUGCUGCAGGACUGCAUCAGACACGGCAACAACGGUCUGUCUGAGGAAAAAGCUGUUCAGACGCUCGCCUUCACCAACUCUGUUAGACGCUACAGACAAGUCAAAGGGCAAUACGGCACCUGGGAGAUGAUGUGCGGAGCGCCACCACAGAUUCUGGCUAAUCUUGUGAUGGAGACUCUCCAGCCUGAGCUCAGAAAUGCGAUUGGCCCUCGUCUGAAGGGGAAGGUGCAGCAGAGACAGAGAAACUGGAUGUUGAUCUCUGAUGCUAUGUACAAGCAGGUGCUGACCCAGAUCAGUGGUCAAUAUGCAGCUCUGGAGGAAGCCUGCGAGGCCCAAAAACCUUCAUUAGAUGUUAGACUGCGAGGUGACAUGGACAUGCUCAUCACAUCCAAAGAACAUGUCAUCAGCAAGAUAAAAGCUCUUGUGAUGCCGAAAGCUGAGCAGCUCCUUCGGACCAGCAUCCAGCCCUACAUCAGCUCCAUCCUGGAAUCGCUGAUGGAGCCCACCAGCAGGGGGUUCUCCGAGGUCAGGGACGUGUUCUUCAAGGAAAUUGUGGAGAUCGGCAAGAAUUCCCUUAAUGGUAGGGGCCAAGAAAAGCUGGGAGAGCAACUGGAGAGGCUGUCCAUGCUGGCGUUCCACCCGGUGAAGAUGCAUAGCUGCUAUGAGAAGAUGGAGCAGCUGAACCUGGAGGGGCUGCAGCAGAGGUUUGAUGUUUCCAGCCCCUCCGUGUUCAUCAGCAGGGCUGAGAUCCUGAUGAGGGAGCAAAUGGACAAUGCGGUGUACACUUUUGAGCAGCUGCUUCACCAGUCGUUGGAGUCCCAGGGGGAGGAGGACCUCUGCAAGAGCAUCCAGAAAUGCCAGGACAGAGUUCUCAAGAAAUAUGAUUACGACAGCAGCACGGUGCGUAAACGGUUCUUCAGAGAGGCCUUACUGCAGAUAAUCAUCCCCUACAUGCUGCAGCAGCUAGCUCCGUCCUGCACACCUGAGCUGCCUCGCUUUCAGGAGCUGAUCUUUGAGGAUUUGUCCCGUUUCCUGCUGGUGGAGAAUAUGUAUGAGGAGGUGGUCCUGCAGUCUGUCUCCAAUGACAUAAUGAUGGCGGUGAAGGAGGCAGCAGUGCAGAGGAGACACAAUCUGUACAGGGACAGCAUCAUACUGACCAAUAGUGACCCCAACCUUCACCUCCUGGAGGAAACCCCACCUGUAGACUGGGGCUCUAAGUUUGGAGCCGAUGACCCUGAUGGCUCAGUGGGCAGCGGAGCCGAAGGAAAGGGUUUUGGAGGAAGACGGAGGCAGGUGGUCUCAAUGAUCCAGCUGGAAGGGCUGCCUAUUCCAUACGAGUCCUGCCUUGAGGUCCCAGGUGUGGAUCUUAUUCCUGAGGAAGAUGGGGAGAUUCCAGAAGUCAAAAGGGUGAAUGAGGAGGACCUGGGUCCACUUGAGGAUCCAAAGUCUCCUGAUAGUGUGGAUGCAAUCAGGGAUCUGAUCAGUCCCGUGGUGGAGGUUGUGCUACCAGUCCCAGAGGAGAAACUAGAGGAUGUAACCAGCGGGACAGAGACCACCAACGGCACCAUCACCAUGGAGGACGGGCUGCAGGAGGAGGUGACGCAUGUCACCACCAUCGUGGAGGACAGCUCCAGGAAAUCCCUGCGAGACAAAUCGUCCCCGCAAUCAAUCCUGCAGGAGCUGGUUGGAAGCAGGAAGCAGAAGGAGCUCCAGGAGGAAGCAGCCAUCCUGAAAGCCUUAGAAGAAAUGGAGAUGGCAGUGCAAGAAGAAGACAGCGAACAGAUGGCUGAAGUUUCGACGGCAGAAUCUGAUUCUGAGUUGCAGCCGUUGGCUACAGACUGCAGCUCGCGCAACGACAGCGGCUUCCAGUCCCUGUCCAAUCAGAGUGAGCCCGAGCCGAUCACAAAUGGUCCAACCGGUCAGGACAAAAUAACCGACCCAGUAGACGUGGAACAGCUUCUGGUGUAGAGAACCAGCGUUUGCUCACUCUGAAAAUGUAAAAAAACACACAAAAAAUAACUAUUUAUUAUUUGUCUGACAUUCAAUAGAAAGUCAUUGAAUAUAAUGCUGAAUUCAUCAUCCAAUAUUUUAUCAAAUCCAAAUCACAGUUUUUUCGUUUCAACUGCAUCAUAGUGCCUUAUUGGAGAGUGUAAUACCUUCAUCUAGUCAGCAGGGGGUGCUAUCUCUAAAGUGUUACUGCUGUGUAACUUGUUUACUCUGUGAACAUGUUUAUCGUAAAUAAUUAUGAUUUUGUUUUUAUUUAAAGUUUUUUGUAUAAUCUCUCAUAAGGCUUGUUUAGCUGUUAGAGGCAUGAAGCUGAAGACACGUAAAUCUAUUCUUAAACUUCAUCUGGUCUGAUCAUAAGGUUGAUUUCACACUGUACCCCACACCAUCCAGCGGUUAUUUAAAUAAAGGCUUGUUUUGUGUA
This is a messenger RNA of Girardinichthys multiradiatus, 3167 nucleotides long. RefSeq names its product niban apoptosis regulator 2a (gene niban2a). NCBI's taxonomy places the organism in Eukaryota, Metazoa, Chordata, Actinopteri, Cyprinodontiformes, Goodeidae. The transcript is spliced from 14 exons. The coding region runs from base 185 to 2707 and encodes 840 amino acids. The record is from RefSeq and is a predicted model, not a curated record.